AUGGACACCACAAAACCUCCGGAAACGACUAGACACGACAUGAAUCUCGGAGAGUUCGAAGAUCCUGUGGACGGGUACGCCGACGACGAUCUGCUCACACCAGAUGAUCUAAGUGGUAAGAACUGAUAUAAGAAACUUCCUAUUUUUCCUUUCUUUCAGUGAGUGUCACCGGAAUGACACCCUCUCGCUCUUUUCUGGAGACGGAAGAGUUCGAAACGGAACUAGGUGGCGUCGAACCAUUCGAAGACCUCUUCAACGACAUUUCGGCGCACGAGAUCAUUCAAGUCAUUGCUGAUGGAGAUCGUGUCGGAAGGUAUGCGAGAUGAAAUUAUUUCCAAUUCUAAAGCGGAAAGACAAUUGCAGGCCAAUCGUGGUAGUCUAUGCGUAUCGUCUGCCGUCCAGCAAGGAGAUCGAUCACAGCCGUCUUCUUCAGUAUCUCACUCAAAUCAUCGACAAGGUAUCGGAACACUUCAUGAACUCGUCUAACCUUUUCUCAGAUUGUGGACCAGGAUUACACCAUUGUCUAUUUUCAUUACGGCCUCCGCAGUCACAACAAACCGCCCGUUCGUUGGCUGUUCCAGGCGUACAAGCAACUCGAUCGCAGGUUCGAAUUCGAUUUCAAUCCCAUGCUUCUCUCUCUCUCACACCGAAAACCGGUUGCAGAUUCAAAAAGAACCUGAAGGCGUUGUACGUGGUGCAUCCGACGCGUUUCAUCCGCAUUAUCUUCUCGCUGUUCAAAGGUUUCAUAUCGAGCAAGUUUGAGAACAAGUUCCACUAUGUGAUGUGUAUCGACGAAUUGGAGAACGCGCUUUCCGUUUCAAGGUAAAACUAAUCUUUCAGUUUUUCGUCAUUUCUUCCCGUUUCUUCACAGACUGAACCUCCCGAGCCCUAUUCGCGAUCAUGACAAGUCCUUUUCGAAUCAAACAAAUCGUCCGUCAACACCACCUUCCCAACCUCUUCCUACCCAACAAUUCGGAGUGCCACUUGAGUUGUAA
Caenorhabditis sp. 36 PRJEB53466 is the source of this 995-nucleotide messenger RNA. NCBI's taxonomy places the organism in Eukaryota, Metazoa, Nematoda, Chromadorea, Rhabditida, Rhabditidae. The record is from the annotation of a GenBank genome assembly.